Molecule: messenger RNA, 471 nt
Organism: Drosophila navojoa
Lineage: Eukaryota; Metazoa; Arthropoda; Insecta; Diptera; Drosophilidae
Product: RING-box protein 1
Molecular function (GO): zinc ion binding
Source: RefSeq, a predicted model, not a curated record
ACAACAAGUAAACGAAAAUGAGCGGCAAUCGUAACGAGCGACCAACAACCAGCGCAGGCGCAGCCGGCGGCGAUGGCAAUGACAGCGGCAACGGCAAGAACAACGACAAGGGCCAGGGGAAUGGAAGUGGAAUCGGAAAGGACAACGUCAGCGGCAUGGAUCGCAAGCGUUUCAAUGUCAAGAAAUGGAAUGGCGUUGCGCUCUGGUCCUGGGAUAUAGUCGUCGAUAACUGUGCCAUUUGUCGCAAUCAUAUUAUGGAUCCGUGCAUUCAAUGCCAGGCGAAUCAGUCGACCAACAGCGGCUCCGAGUGCACCGUCGCCUGGGGCUCGUGCAAUCAUGCCUUUCACUUCCAUUGCAUUUCGCAUUGGCUGAAGACACGUCCCGUCUGUCCCCUGGACAAUCUCGAGUGGAACUUUGAGAAAUAUGGACGUUAGACAGCUAUGGAGAUAUUUACCCAUUUAUAUAUGUAUG